Molecule: messenger RNA, 543 nt
Organism: Serendipita indica DSM 11827
Lineage: Eukaryota; Fungi; Basidiomycota; Agaricomycetes; Sebacinales; Serendipitaceae
Source: the annotation of a GenBank genome assembly
AUGCGGCCGCUGACUGAAGACGAGAGCAAAGCCGUAUUCACAAAACUCGCAAACUACAUUGGCAAAAACCUGGUCCAUUUGAUCGACAGGCCAGACGAGACUUACUGCUUCAGACUGCACAGAGACCGUGUUUACUAUGUCCCAGAACGUGCAAUGCGUCUAGCCGCGUCCGUCGCCCGUCCAAAUCUCGUCUCCCUCGGCACCUGCUUUGGCAAAUUUUCAAAAAGUGGCAAGUUCAAGCUACACAUCACUGCACUCGACUAUCUCGCACAAUAUGCAAAGUACAAGAUUUGGAUCAAGCCAAACGGUGAAAUGCCGUUCCUCUACGGCAACCAUGUUGUCAAAGCCCAUCUCGGAAGGAUCACAGAGGACACUCCCGAACACCAAGGCGUCGUCGUAUUCAGCAUGAACGACACACCGCUUGGAUUUGGUGUCACAGCUCGCUCUACGGUGGACACACGAAAACUGGAUCCAACUGCUAUCAUCGUCUUUCAUCAAGCCGACGUCGGCGAAUAUUUGCGAGACGAAGAGACUUUGUUCUGA